AUGACGAAAAAGAAGGCGAAGAAGAAACCCACAGCGACACCGGAACCAGAUCCACCGCAAGACGCAUCAAGGUCUUUGCAACCGGAUCUACGUCUCCCGCCACGAUUAUUUGCGACUGAUAGAUUCCCAACCAAGCGUCUUAACAUCUACUCUUCACCGGAGAUCCUCCCCUUCCUUCGUCAUGUUCUUAGAGAUACGAAGGAGUUCCAAAUCAUUCGAGAGUCUUGUUUCGGAAAGCUUUUCGACAUACCAGCCCGUCAAUGUCCAGUAUCUGCAAAGCUAAUUCACUCGUUCCUCACUCGUCAGCUUCUCUGUCUACCCAAAAACACGCUUUGGUCUGUUUUUGGUGGGAACCCUCUCCGCUAUGGUCUUCAAGGGUUUGGGACUGUGACUGGUCUGAAUUGCGCCUCUUUCCCUGAAGGAUAUCACCCCGACAUCGCAAAGUCAGUUGUUGCGGGGAAAGACGAAGUCUGGAAGAGACUUUUUGGGAAGAAGAAGAUUGUAACGAUUGCUGAACUUUGUCGGAUGCUUGAAAAGGAGAAGAAAAUGGAUCAUUGGAAGAAGAUACGUAUAGCUUUAAUCAUCAUUGUCGACGGUGUUCUCAUUGCUCACAAACAACAAGCACGCGCCACUCCUCGAUAUGUCAUGAUGCUUAAAAACCUCACAACUUUCUUUGCCUUUCCUUGGGGUAGAGAAUCAUUCUUGAAGACCAUCUCAUGCAUGAAACCACCCAAAAUCGGCCCUCAAAAACGGCCACGAUCCUGUUUCUUGGCUGGUUCGCAAACUCAAGCAAAACUCUUUCAGACUUCAAGGCUUCCCUUUGACACUUCAAUUGGUGGCAUUUCGCGCCAUCCCCCAUUUGCUCUUGCUGUCUCACCGAUUAUACCUAUUGAAAGCCAACCGCAGUCUGGCUGGAGAGAGUGGUCCAAUGACCCCAAUGAUGACUGUGUAAUAUACAUGGAACAAUUGAUAGUUGAUCAUUUCACUUUCAAGAAAGGAAUGUGGCCUGCUGGUGUCACAACCGAGCCUUUGCUUAAAAAGCCUAAAGAUCGUGGUCAUCGAAACGGGAAGGUUCCGACUCGGGUUAAGCAAUCUCUCAAACCAAAGAAGGUCAUCAAGAAGGAGACGUCUUCAAGGAAGCAAAGGCGCAUCAGUUCGUACUUUACACGUUCAAGUGUCGCCGGUUUCACCAAUACACAACUCUCGGAGAUGGGGUUGAAACUUCAAAAGCAGAUGAAGCAGAUGAAGCAGCUGCACAAACUCUUGAAAAAUAAAUAA
Messenger RNA from Brassica oleracea var. oleracea, 1278 nucleotides. RefSeq lists its product as uncharacterized. The coding region runs from base 1 to 1278 and encodes 425 amino acids. NCBI's taxonomy places the organism in Eukaryota, Viridiplantae, Streptophyta, Magnoliopsida, Brassicales, Brassicaceae. The record is from RefSeq and is a predicted model, not a curated record. The transcript is spliced from 3 exons.